AUGGCGAGCGACAUCCAACAACUCCUUGGCUGUAAGCCAUAUACAUCAAAGGUCACCGCGCACAUCGCUGCCCUUGCUGAGAAGGUCUCCAAACCGGACGCUACCACUCCCGAAGUCAAAGCUUACCCCGACGCCGUCUACUUCAACUACUACGCGCUCGGGAUCAGUCUACUGUUCAAGCCCGUCGGCGGCUAUGUCCCGAGGACUGGGCUGAAGCUGGAAGAGCUUCAGGAUAGGAUGUUGGUCUUGGACGGAGUCGAUGUUUACAAUAACCCGCCGCCCAAAGCGGGGGCGAACGCGUCUCGCGCGACCAAGUCACCAUACACUUCCUAUCCCAUCUCUCCUAUCACACUCAAUCUCGUCGCGAUCGAGGCAAAGGAGCGUCCUAGUUACUUCAAUGUCACAUCGGAGACGACUGGCAAGGAAUUCGUGUCGGCUUUGGGCGAGCCGGAUCGGAAGGGCGGUGGAGCGGGCCCUUCAUCAGGGUCAAUCAACAUAUGGUGCGAAUGGACGAAGGAUGGUAUCAUGGUCGAGUUCGGUGGGGAAGAGAGCAGAGGCCCCCAAGCUUGGGAGCGGGGGAAGGACGCAGUAUGGAAGGUGAUCAGCAUCUUUUCUCCAAAGGAGGACUGA
Messenger RNA from Dichomitus squalens LYAD-421 SS1, 630 nucleotides. RefSeq lists its product as uncharacterized. The record is from RefSeq and is a predicted model, not a curated record. The transcript has a single exon. Lineage: Eukaryota; Fungi; Basidiomycota; Agaricomycetes; Polyporales; Polyporaceae. The coding region runs from base 1 to 630 and encodes 209 amino acids.